Molecule: messenger RNA, 378 nt
Organism: Macrosiphum euphorbiae (potato aphid)
Lineage: Eukaryota; Metazoa; Arthropoda; Insecta; Hemiptera; Aphididae
Source: the annotation of a GenBank genome assembly
AUGGCAAUGAAAAGAAAAAAAUCAGAUCACGCUGGAGAAAUGGUGAAUAUAAUGAGGGAAAACGCAGCCAUAAGAAAAGAAAGAUACGAAAAAAAGAAAUCUUCUGGGCAUGAUGAUGUAGAGCUAUUUUACUUAAGUAUGGCUAAAAUAGCAAAGCGUCUACCAAAGGAAAAAGAAGCUAAACUCCGUAUGGAAAUAUGUAAUAAGGUUUCGGAAACAGAGUUGGCUCACUUAUUGGAGGUUGAAACAGUCAACCUACAAAACACAGCACUAAACCGUCAAACAACCAAUCCAGUAUUCUAUAACACUCAAAACCAAACAACACAUUUACAACCUAAAAAUUUGAGUUUGCAUCCAGAACAAAGAGAAAGUAGUUGA